AUGUGGGAUGAAUUCGUGGAAAAGAGCAAGAGGAAGUCGGUGUUCUUUGAGAAGGAGCCCCCACAGCCGCGACGCGAGUCUCUUGAGAGAGAACACCUUGAUCCUCUCAUGGACGAAGAAGGCACAAAUGAGACACGCUAUUACAGGAGCGCGGAGUUUCAGCAAGCACUGCUAGAGGACCAAAUCGCACGGAAGCUCACUGAACCAUGCGAGCCCGUCGAGCAGGAGCGGACCGGACGUACAUCUAGAUAUUUGACCAGACGGGGCACUAUGAGGUCUUCCAAGUCAUCUCUGGCCCUGUUCGACCUCGAGGACGCGCGAGCCAGACAGGCGUCGGAAGUGGAAAUUCCAUCACCGCCGCUACCACCAGCGUACGAGCUGGUAGUUCCUCCAAGUCAACCCACGGAAAGCGUCGCGGCUGGCUCUACCGACAGCUCGAAUUCCGAAAGAUCAAGCCGCCCGCGCGGAUUCAGCGUGUAUCUUAUGAAGGGUCUCGCUCCGCUCAUGAGUUUUGCUGCGAGGAAGAAGAACAGCGAAGCGACGUCCUGA
This is a messenger RNA of Lecanosticta acicola, 549 nucleotides long. The record is from the annotation of a GenBank genome assembly. Lineage: Eukaryota; Fungi; Ascomycota; Dothideomycetes; Mycosphaerellales; Mycosphaerellaceae.